This is a messenger RNA of Austrofundulus limnaeus, 2825 nucleotides long. RefSeq names its product frizzled class receptor 3a (gene fzd3a). Gene Ontology annotation, biological process: canonical Wnt signaling pathway; non-canonical Wnt signaling pathway. The record is from RefSeq and is a predicted model, not a curated record. Lineage: Eukaryota; Metazoa; Chordata; Actinopteri; Cyprinodontiformes; Rivulidae. Gene Ontology annotation, cellular component: plasma membrane. Gene Ontology annotation, molecular function: Wnt receptor activity; Wnt-protein binding.
AUCAUGUCCAUCAGUUAUUGAUGACUUCUUCCAGGUGACUGGAGGUUGUGCCAUGCUGGGAUCUCCACAAAGAUGGACGCUGUCAACGUCAACCACAAAUAUGUCAGACUACAUUGGCCAACCUAAACUGUUUCUUUGUAAUCUGAUCAGGAAGAAGAGCGUAGCAGACGCUCUUCAGUCCUUGUGACUUCUCUGUCCUGGUGAACGAGCCUCAUGGUAACAGGUCUCAACCCUGUUUCCUAACCAGCCGUCUCCUGGGUUUCUCCUCUCCUCUCGUUCGUCCAGUUUGGUAAUGGAUCUCCUCUGGGCUCUUUUCGUGUCCUUGCUUGCCAUAAGCGUAGCCAUCCCUAUGGACGCUGCAGCGGGGAGCCACAGCCUGUUCUCCUGCGAGCCCAUCACCCUGCGCAUGUGUCAGGGCCUGCCGUACAACUCCACCUUCAUGCCCAACGUGCUCAAACACUAUGACCAGCAGACUGCCGCUCUUGCCAUGGAGCCCUUCCAUCCCAUGGUGAACUUGAAGUGCUCUCCAGACCUCAGGAUGUUCCUCUGUGCCCUCUAUGCCCCAGUGUGCACUGAGUAUGGCCGGAUGACUCUGCCCUGUCGCCGCCUCUGUCUGCAGGCCAAGARUGACUGCUACAAACUGAUGGAUAUGUUUGGUGUCAGCUGGCCUGAAGAGAUGGACUGCAACAGGUUUCCAAACUGUGAUGAAUCCUACCCACGUCCUGUAGACCUCCUGUCCAGUUCAGAUUCAACAGAGUCCCCUAUUUCCAUCCAGAGGGACUACGGCUUCUGGUGUCCUCGGGAACUAAAAAUUGACCCAGAGCUCAGCUACUCUUUCAUGGGGGUCCGGGACUGCUCACCCCCCUGUCCUAACAUGUUUUUCUCUCGUGAAGAGCUGGUGUUUGCCCGUUACUUUAUUGGGGUGGUGUCCAUUGUCUGUCUGUCGGCCACUCUGUUCACUUUCCUGACUUUUCUCAUUGACGUGUCACGAUUCCGCUACCCCGAGCGGCCGAUUAUAUUUUAUGCAGUGUGCUACAUGAUGGUGUCUUUGGUCUUCUUCCUCGGGUUCCUGCUGGAGGACAAAGUUUCCUGUAAUGUAGCGAGUCCUGGGAGGUUUAGGGCUUCGACUGUGACUCAAGGCUCCCAUAAUAAGGCCUGCACUCUUCUCUUCAUGGUGCUGUACUUCUUCACCAUGGCUGGCAGCGUGUGGUGGGUCAUUCUGACCAUUACCUGGUUCCUGGCCGCUGUUCCUAAAUGGGGCAGUGAGGCCAUAGAGAAAAAGGCUCUGCUGUUCCACGCCUGUGCCUGGGGUGUUCCCGGCAUCCUGACUGUCACUCUUCUUGCCAUGAACAAGAUUGAAGGAGACAGCAUCAGUGGAGUUUGCUUUGUGGGGCUGUACAACCUGACAGCACUGCGCUGGUUUCUACUUGCCCCACUCGGGCUGGAUGUUGUGGUGGGUGUUGUGCUCUUACUGGCAGGCAUUGCUGCACUCAAUCGUGUUCGCAUGGAGAUCCCUCUGGAGAAGGAGAACCAGGAGAAACUUGUAAAAUUCAUGAUUCGCAUUGGCAUUUUUUCGGUGCUCUACCUGGUUCCUCUGCUGAUCGUAUUAGCCUGCUACCUUUAUGAGAGCAGUUACCGAACCAUCUGGGAAACCACCUGGGUACAGGAGAAGUGCAGAGACUACCACAUCCCUUGUCCCUAUCAGGUGGAGAAGACUAGCCAGCCCAACUUGGUCCUCUUCCUCAUCAAGUACCUGAUGAUGCUGAUUGUGGGAAUCCCUUCUUUGUUCUGGGUGGGCAGCAAGAAGACUUGCUUCGAGUGGGCCAGUUUCUUCCAUGGCAAGAGGCGCAAAGAUGGAAUGGUCAACGGGAGUCGACAGGUGCUCCAGGAGCCAGACUUUGCCCAGUUGCUGUACAGAGACCCCAACACGCCCAUCGUUAGGAAGUCCAGAGGGACGUCCACACAGGGGACCUCCACCCAUGCCUCCUCCACCCACCUGGCCAUGCUGGACGAGCCUCCCAGUAACAGCACCAGCCGAGCUGGCUCCAUCCGCAGUGCACRCUCCAAGAUGAGCAGCUACCACGGCAGCCUGCACCGCUCCAGAGACAGCAGACACGCAGACUCCAGUUUCCGGGGAGGAGAUGAGCGGCCACCUUACGGGAGCAUGCCUCGCCUCAGUGACCAGUCCAGACUUUGCAGCACCAACCGACUGGACUGCCUGUCAAGGCACAACUCCACUCUAAGAUUGGAGAACCAAUCACGGCACAGCAGCAUCAAAGACCUGAGCACCGUAGCUCAAGCAGUCCUCAGUGUCCCUGGAAACGGUAUCCACAGGAUGACGGAGGAGGACGGAGCUGCAGCCUGAACUAAAACUGACAGCAGGAAGGAUCACUCAAACCUCUCUGCAGAAAACGAAGAGUGAUGAGACGCUGAGGACCGGUGGCCGGUUCUGUGGACAUUAUAGAGAUCCACUUUGUGAUGCAUUCAGAAACGAAUUUGAAUCUUUGCCUUAAAACGUUCCUCAGCUGAGUUGUCUGCUUAGCCCAAACCGAAGAACAUAAUAUAUGAAGGAUGUUUAGUUUUAAAGAUGAGGAUUUGAUGUUGGACCUAAACUGAGCCUGUCCAGAACAAAAUGUGAACACUGACAAACUGCACUUCAGUUUUUUUUUUAUUCAAAGAUGAGACAUCAGGUUUGUCCUCUUGCUUUUUUGUUUAUACUUUGGAGAGUUGAAGUAGUUUUUCUUGUACAUUUAGUGUCACACUUGUAAACCUUUAUACCACUAAGAUGUCUUCUUAGUUAAUAAAAGUAAAGAUUGAGAAAAUGA